Molecule: messenger RNA, 713 nt
Organism: Poecile atricapillus (Black-capped chickadee)
Lineage: Eukaryota; Metazoa; Chordata; Aves; Passeriformes; Paridae
Product: basic proline-rich protein-like
Exons: 2
Coding region: 139-633 (164 amino acids)
Source: RefSeq, a predicted model, not a curated record
UGGAGGCAGCUCGGCAGAGCCCGCUCCCUGCGCGGGGGGGGCCGGGGCGCCGGUAAAGGCACAGCCCGCAGAGCCGCGGCAUUGUCCUGCUCUGCUGCCAGGGGAAAAUCCGGGCUCGCAGGGGGGAAAACCGGCAGCAUGGGGUCAGCAGAACCCGGCCCGGCGUCCGCAGCACCCACCCCCACGCCCCACGAUUCCGGCAUGGGGCCCGGGCCCGGCCCGUCCCCCACCGCGGGGCAGGGCAAGGCUCAGCCGCAGCACGGACAUGGGACAGACCCUGAGGCAUCCCCCAGGGCCGGCGCCGCCCCCCGUUCAAGCACCCCCCCAUCGGUCUGUGCCGGGAGGGCACGCGGAGGCGGCGACCCCGCCCCGGGCUUCCACCGCCGGGGCGCCAGCCGAGGCUGGGCUACACCCCCCGGGUCUGUGGCGCCCCCGACGGCCCUUUGGCAAGGCUCAGGCUUACACCGCCGGGGCGCGGGCCGAGGCGGAAUCACGCCCACCGGUCCCGCGGCGGCCCCGUUCAACCCGCCAGGGGCCCCAGCGAUCCCGGGGGAGCCGACCUCGGGACCCGACCUCAGAAUACCACCGCACCUUCGCCAGAUCCCCAGCAACCGGAGCACCCGGGGCUCAUAACCGACCAGCAGAGCCUUGAUCAGGGAAUCGCCUAAAGCGUCCCAAGCUGACUGCGAAAAAAUCGCUUCAACCACAGGGAA